AUGAAUCUCUCUUCACCAUCGGCGCGUUCUGCUCCGCAGACGGCGUCGUCCGGCACUUCUUGGUUUUCCGGCAUUGUCCGCGGCCGCUCGGCAUCCGCCAAGAUGUCCAGCAACUCCGCCGUUGUUGCUGCCGUCGACGGCGUCGGAGGUGGCAAUGGACCCAUUAAUAAAAAACGCCAGUUUCGUGGGGUGAUGUUUAAGUACGGUCCGAAGCCAAUUCAGGUUGCGUUUAAAACAGGUGACUACAAACAGCAAGUUAUUUUUAUUGGUGGGCUGACAGAUGGUUUUUUGGCCACUGAAUAUUUGGAGCCUUUGGCUAUUGCUUUGGAGAAAGAGCAUUGGUCACUAGUUCAGUUUCUGUUUUCAUCUUCCUAUAGUGGAUAUGGCAUCUCAAGUUUGAAACAGGAUGCAAUGGAGCUCGACCAAUUGAUCAGUUAUCUGAUAAACAAGGAAGAUUCCGAAGGUGUGGUACUAGUUGGGCACAGUACUGGCUGCCAGGACAUAGUUUAUUACUUGCGUACAAAUGCAGCAUGUUCAAGAGCAGUUCGUGCUGCCAUUUUGCAGGCUCCAGUUAGCGACCGGGAGUAUAAAGCAACGCUCCCUGAAACUGCUUCAAUGAUCGAUUUGGCUUCAAAGAUGAUAAAUGAUGGCCGAGGAUCGGAACUGAUGCCCAGAGAAGCCAAUCCAGAUUCUCCAAUUACGGCCUACAGAUACCAUUCUCUAUGUGCAUACAAUGGAGAAGAUGACUUGUUUAGCUCCGACUUUAGUGAAGACCAGUUGAGACAGAAACUUGGACAUAUGUCUAACACACCCACACUGGUCGUGUUUUCCAUGGGAGACGAGUACGUACCUGAAUAUGUGGACAAAAAAGCACUUGUCGACAGAUUGUGUAGUGCAAUGGGUGGUGCAGAAAAAGCCGAGAUCGAACAUGGGAACCACUCUCUCUCUAACAGAGUUGGGGAAGCCGUACAAGCCAUAAUCGAUUUCAUCAAACGAGAUGGGCCAAAAGGAUGGGACGACCCUUGGAGUUAA
Molecule: messenger RNA, 1032 nt
Organism: Striga hermonthica
Lineage: Eukaryota; Viridiplantae; Streptophyta; Magnoliopsida; Lamiales; Orobanchaceae
Source: the annotation of a GenBank genome assembly